AGUUUCCUAGUCUGGACUCGGAUUUGGUCGCUCACCGAUGGCGGGCGGAGCGCCGCCUUCCUCCGGGGGUCCUACAGUUUCCUCUUCCUCCUCCUCGUCUUCUUCGGGCCUUCCUCCUCCUCCGCCUCCUCCCAAGAUCCUCCUCGCCAAGCCAGCCGGUGCCGCGGCUGCUCAAAGGUUGGGCCGCGAGGACGACCCCUCCGCCGUCGUCCACCGGUCCCGUAACGCCGCCCAGCCCGGCUCCCUCAACCUAUUCUCCGAAUCCUGGGAGUUCCACACUGAUCGGAUCCUCCCGUUUUUGACCGAGAAUUCGGAUUUCACUGUGAUUGGAAUCAUUGGUCCACCUGGAGUUGGCAAAUCAACUAUCAUGAAUGAACUUUAUGGCUUUGACGGAAGCUCGCCAGGAAUGCUACCACCUUUUGCUACACACUCUGAUGAAACUAGGGCAAUGGCGAAGCACUGUACCACGGCAAUUGAAUUAAGGGUUUCAGCUGAACGACUUAUACUUCUUGAUGCCCAGCCAAUAUUCAGCCCUUCUAUAUUAGUUGAUAUGAUGAGGCCUGAUGGUUCAUCUGCCAUUUCUGUUUUAAAUGGAGAGGCCUUAUCAGCAGAUUUAGCCCAUGAAUUACUUGGGGUUCAGCUUGGCGUGUUUCUAGCAUCUGUUUGUAAUGUUUUGUUGGUUGUCUCAGAAGGAAUUCAUGAAUUCAACAUGUGGCAGCUUAUGCUUACGGUUGAUUUAUUAAAGCAUGGGAUACCGGACCCAUCUUUACUGACAUCUGCUUAUACUCAACGUUCUAAUUCUGGACUAGAUAAGGAAAACAAAGGAAAUGAUCAGGCUACAAACGAAGAAUUCUUGGCUGCCCCUGUUUUUGUUCAUUCUAAACUACAAAAUAAGGAUUUAGCACCUUCCAAGACUUUGCUGGUGAGGAAGGCUUUGCUGAAAUUCUUUGGUUCCUCCUCUUUCAAAGUCAACAACAGCAGAACUAGUUCCCUGAACAAAACGGCAGAGGAUUUAGAUUCUGAGCAACCAUACUUGUUUUUGCUCCCUAUGAAAGUUCAACACAACUUACGAAAACCUCAGUUUGAAAGCUAUCUUUCAAUGAUAGGGAAGCUACGAGAUGAAAUAUUGUCGAUGAAUGGUCAUCCAUUUGCAAGGAACAUCACUGAGCGUGAAUGGUUGCGUAACUCGGCUAAAAUAUGGGAAUUAGUAAAGAAAUCCCCAACAAUUGCUGAUUAUUGCAGGACACUUCAGGGUUCAGGACUAUUCAGGAAGUAGCUCAUUCUCCUGGCUAUUAGUGGCUUGCAUCCGUUGUCGAAAAUACCUUCUGAUCUAUCCAUUCGGAGAAAGCAAAGGGGUUUCCCAGCCUGAGACAUGCAAUCACAGAAAGAAGCCUAGAAAGAUCGUGCAGGUUAUGUGGCGAUUGAAUCUGAUCAUAAGCCCUAAGAAGCCCUUUGGAGAUGACUGGCCAAACAAAAGAAAGGGAAAGAGAGGAUAAAACUUUU
Messenger RNA from Musa acuminata subsp. malaccensis (wild Malaysian banana), 1503 nucleotides. RefSeq lists its product as uncharacterized. Gene Ontology annotation, biological process: nuclear-transcribed mRNA catabolic process, nonsense-mediated decay. The record is from RefSeq and is a predicted model, not a curated record. Lineage: Eukaryota; Viridiplantae; Streptophyta; Magnoliopsida; Zingiberales; Musaceae.